This is a messenger RNA of Linum trigynum, 351 nucleotides long. The record is from the annotation of a GenBank genome assembly. NCBI's taxonomy places the organism in Eukaryota, Viridiplantae, Streptophyta, Magnoliopsida, Malpighiales, Linaceae.
AUGAGCAAACCCCUUUCCUCCAAGUGCUCCGUCGGCGGAUGCGUCAGGAACCUGAACGAUUGCUGCCCGCCGGAGCUCCAGGUGCUGAGCCGGGAUGGGUCGGGUCGGGUCGUGGCCUGCAAGAGCGCUUGCACGGCGUUCAACAACGACGCGUUCUGCUGCAGGAAUGAGUACGGCGCGCCGGCCAAGUGCCGGCCGAGCGUCUACUCGAGGUUGUUCAAGGAUGCUUGCCCGAGUUACUACAGCUACGCGUUUGAUUCGCCGCCGCCGCUGGUGAAAUGUGACGCCAAGGAGUAUGUGGUCACGUUUUGCCCUGCGUCGUGGGGCAGCGGCGAGCUGCAAGAGAUGUGA